This is a messenger RNA of Sphaerodactylus townsendi, 2489 nucleotides long. RefSeq names its product distal-less homeobox 1 (gene DLX1). Bases 321 to 1088 code for a protein of 255 amino acids. Gene Ontology annotation, biological process: embryo development; negative regulation of transcription by RNA polymerase II; cell differentiation. NCBI's taxonomy places the organism in Eukaryota, Metazoa, Chordata, Lepidosauria, Squamata, Sphaerodactylidae. Gene Ontology annotation, molecular function: RNA polymerase II cis-regulatory region sequence-specific DNA binding; DNA-binding transcription factor activity, RNA polymerase II-specific. The transcript has 3 exons. The record is from RefSeq and is a predicted model, not a curated record.
CUCAUGCAUAUUCAUCGCUUUUGGCUGAGUCAAAGCUUUUAGGCGAGUUUGUGUAGAUCUCCGGCAUCCUGCGUGGACUUUUCCAAAGGGACCCACUACUCCAUUUUUUUUCUUAUGAAUGGGAAGUGAAAAGCCCCGCCGGGCCUCUUAAAGUGGGGGGCCCCGCAGACGCCGCCGCAGACGCCCCCCCCCCCCAAGAAGGCAGGGGGAAGAAGCGACAGGGAGAGAAAGAGAGAGAGAGAGAGCGCGCCAGCCCAGCCAGCCAGCCCGCGAGCACCGAGCCAUCCAGCCGGCCGUCCAGCGCAGGGCCAGGGCGCGCAAUGACCAUGACCACCAUGCCUGAGAGUCUAAACAGCCCCGUCUCGGGCAAGGCGGUCUUUAUGGAGUUCGGGCCGCCCGGGCAGCAGAUGCCCCCCUCGCCCAUGUCCCACGGACACUACUCCAUGCACUGUUUGCACUCGGCCGGCCACUCGCAGCCGGACGCCUCCUACAGCGCCGCCUCGUCCUUCUCCAGACCGCUGGGCUACCCCUAUGUCGGCUCGGUGGGCGGCCACGCCGGCAACCCUUACAUGAGCUCAGUGCAGUCCUACCCCAACAGCAGCAGCCUGGCCCAGACCCGGUUAGAGGAGACAGGGCCCGAGGCCGAGAAGAGCACGGUGGUGGAAGGCGGCGAGGUGCGCUUCAACGGCAAAGGCAAGAAGAUCCGCAAGCCGCGCACCAUCUACUCCAGCCUGCAGCUCCAGGCUCUGAACCGGCGCUUCCAGCAGACGCAGUACCUGGCCUUGCCCGAGAGAGCGGAGCUGGCCGCCUCCUUGGGGCUCACCCAGACCCAGGUCAAGAUCUGGUUCCAGAACAAGCGCUCCAAGUUCAAGAAGCUGAUGAAGCAAGGCGGGGCGGCCUUGGAGAGCGGCGCCCUGGCCAAUGGCCGCUCGCUGUCUGCCGGCUCCCCGCCGGGGCCCCCGGUCUGGAACGCCACCUCGUCGUCGGCCAAGGGCUCGACGGCCGCGCCGGGCGCCUACAUCCCCAGCUACACGUCGUGGUACCCGUCGGCUCACCAGGAGACUCUGCAGCAGCCGCAGCUGAUGUGACGCGCCGCCAGCUGGCUGGGGGGCUGCCACCCCCCGCGCCCUUCGCGCUCGCCCGCUUGGGCUCUGGCCCCUUUUGAAGGCCGCGGCCCGGUUGACUCGGCCAGCCCCGAGCCCCGACGGCCGCCGCGGCAGGACGCAGGGCCACGGCUCGAGCCCGGGGCCAGGCGGCGCGCAGGAGCCUCCCCCGACGGCGCCCGGGCCAGAGAAGCACAGAUGCGAUGCGGGGCUGGUUCCCACUGCGGACAGCUGACGGAGCAGCCCCUCGACCAGCCGGACGACAGCCUGCCAGCGGCGCGAGCUGAGCCCACCCUCGGCUGGGCUGGACGGGGCGAAAACAAAACAACCACGACAAAAACAGAGAGAGAAACAGUUGUUUGUGCGGGAAACACAACCGGUGUCCUCUGUCUUGUCCGUCCGUCUCUCCUGUCUUGUCCUGAUGUCCCCCUUUCUCCCAAAACGCGGCCUCGGACAGAGAAACCCCCCCUCCGCCUUCUGGCCCCCUCCCCGUUUUGGGUUUUCUAUACUUUGUGUCUUCACGUGUCUCUUGUGCUCCUCGGUGUGUACCUUUUUUCUUUCCGUCGACGGGAAAAGGGGGCUUCUUAUGUUUGUUUUCGUUUAACUUAUUAUUAUUUAUUGACAAACGACCACUAUGAGAGUGCUAUUUUUUUCUUCUAAAGAAUAAACCCACGAGCAGAGGGGGAGAAUGUAACGCUGCUCGCUUCGGGUUGGGGCAUGCCACGCGCCGGGUUCCCCGCGGCCGGUUCCGACCAGGCGCAGGAGGAGAUCCGAUUUCGCGCCCGCGUUUCCACCGCGAAACUGAAGCGACUGCGACUUGUCCACGGCUCACCUGAAGGCGGAUCUCGACGAUCCUCUCGCUCUCCAAUGUUUUGGGAUGGGGGGGGGGGGAGAGAAGGAAGAGAGGUAGACCAAGUCGUUGAGCGCCUGACUUGGAACAAAGCGCCCAGAUGAUCUACUUGUGGGUCCGCCGCCCCUACCCGGAGCCAGAGGAAUCCGAGAGCAGGGGAGAAGAGUCGCCGCCGAUCCGGCUCCAAUUCAGCUUUAAAACCCAAUUUCUUGAACCCCCUCCCCCGCCUUUUCAAAAUAUUGCCAAUGUGAAAUCUGCCCGCACCGAUUCCCACGUGCCGGCCCUGAUCGCUGUACAUAAUUUCUUAAUGAAUAAUAUUGUUCUGUAAACAUGUUGCACAAUUUUUUUUUAGCUUUUUAAAACGGAUUGGGGUGGAAACUGUGUCGGGUUUCCUCCUCUCCCCCCCCUCCCCUAACCUUUGUUUUUAUUUUAUUUUUUUAAUUUUAAUUUUCGGUGUGGCAGUAAUACCUGAGGCUUUUUGUGGAAACUGAGUUUUUUUUAUUUGUGACAAAUUAAAAGGAAAAGAAAAAAAAACA